UAACUUCUAUCAUAUAUAUUAAGCAGGUGCCCGAUUUUUACAGCUCAUUUCCGGCAUAAGUUCCUGUGGUUACAACAAACAAGAUGGCGGCAACAUUAGCAAACUUCGUGCCAGGCAAAUGAAAAACGUUCUUUUUCUGAUACCGGUUUAAAAAGUUAACAGAGUUAAAUAUUACAUAAUCAUCGGACUUAGAUUUUAACAAUGGCCCGACAUGAAGUCGUUCAUAGACGCCGACACCGACCUACAUCUGUAGAUUUCGGGGAACCAAAACAGCGAUAUGUUGAUACUUGGGCGGGUACAUUCGAUACACAGUUGUAUGGAGACGAUAUUCAGGCGCUGUGUCAUAAUACACAAAUUAACAAGGAGCUCUUGAAGGAAUCCAUGAAUAUAAAAGGACCAAGAAUGAAAUACGUCUUACAAACAGACGAGGCAGUACCGGCGAAAAAAGCUGCCAAAGAUUCGCCUGUCCAUACCGCAUGGCAUGAUACCAAUGUGAUGUUUACCAGUUCUGCAGUAUUAGACAAUCUCAAAAAACCAGGAUUGAUUACAGAGGACAUGGAGACAGAGUCUGUUAUAGCUCAGAAUUAUGGAGGAAAAUAUGUCAACAAGUUCUGUUAUUUUUGUUCUACUAUGGAGGAACAUGAACGACAUAUGCUGCUUCAGAGGAAGAAACGUCCAGUGACAGCACGCCCUAAAAUUGAAUAUAUUGCUCCUCGUCCAAGAGUGAAGAAGAAGAAUGAGGAAGAAGAAAGAAUCCCUGUUCAUGAAAAUCUCUAUAAAGUUGAUGUUUAUACCGGAGACAUUGAAUUGGCUGGGACUACCGCUAAUGUGUCGAUUACCAUUGUGGGAGACAAAGAGGUUCUAGACAAGACCAAACUGACCAAAGGUAGAGGGUCAUCUAACUUCUGCUUCAUGAUGAAUACAAAAGAAACCUUUUACCUAAAGGGGCCAAGAUUAGGAGUAUUACGCAUGGUCACUAUUGAGCAUGAUGGUAUGGAGAAAAAACAUUCAUGGUAUUUAGAGAAAAUAAAUGUUACGGACAUGAAGACUGGACAAGAGUGGACAUUCUACUGUAAGAACUGGCUCUCUCUACACAUCCCGGACUACUGUAUGAAGCGGGAUCUGAUGGGAGAGGAGAAACAGAUUCCUCAGGAAGAAUAUGUUAUAACGGUAACGACGGGGAAGAAGAUGAUGUCCGGGACUGAUGCCAACAUCUUCGUCACUCUGUAUGGGUCACAGGGCGAGAGCAAGAAAAUCCUUCUGGUCGACAAAACAUCAGGGAAGAAGGCAUUCGAGAAGGGAAAGUCUGAUGUAUUCGCAGUCGCAAUGCCAUCUCUGGGAGAUCUUAGGAAACUAAGGAUUGAACAUGAUGACAAAGGGUUUGCCUCAAGUUGGUAUCUUAGCAAUAUUGAAGUUUUCCUCAGCUCCAACAGAGCUCAGAAGUACUAUUUCCUAUACAAUGGAUGGAUCGGUAAAGAUGUUGGCGAUGGUAAACUCUACCGUGAUAUCAAGGCACAGAAAUUUCUUCCCAAAGAGCUCACCUCAGAUGGAAGAGGGUCUCGUACAACAUACCAGAUAACAGUGAAAACAGGAAACGUCAGGUAUGCAGGGACGGACGCUAAUGUCUUCGUCAAGAUCUACGGUGAAAAGGGAUCUACCAAGAAACUUAAGUUAGAUGACUCAAAGAAUAACUUUGAGAGGGACAUGACUGAUGAUUUUACAGUGGAAGAAGUUGAUGUGGGAAGCAUGACUAAGAUCUUGGUAGGCCAUGACAACGCUGGAGUAGGGGCCGGCUGGUUCUUAGAUUAUAUCAAGAUAACCCGUCAAAUUCAUCGAGCAGAACAGGAGAAAUACCUAAAAAAGGUGAAACUAGAAAUGAAGAAAAGACAGCUGAAAAAGAAACAGAAUGAAUUGGAUUCCUUAGAAGAUGGAAUGAAAAACAUGGGAAGCCGUCCUCGGAGUGCUCUGAGGAGAGGCUCAGGAGAAGAUCUAGUUUCUCAAGGCAGAAGUUCGAAAAGAAGAGGCUCUUCUUCCCAGGAUCAAAUACUGGAAAACAGGCUUUCUGUGAGGCGAGGUGAGGGAAAAGGUGAUUCCAGAAAAAAUAAGAAAAAUCGAGACUCAUCCAGUUCUGAUUCAUCUGAUUCAUCCAGUGAAGAGGAAUCUGAUGGAUGAUAAGAGAAGAAAGAAUAGAAAAGGAAAGAAAAAUCAAAAGGAGAAAC
Messenger RNA from Pecten maximus, 2219 nucleotides. RefSeq names its product lipoxygenase homology domain-containing protein 1-like. The record is from RefSeq and is a predicted model, not a curated record. Bases 202 to 2172 code for a protein of 656 amino acids. The transcript has 13 exons. Lineage: Eukaryota; Metazoa; Mollusca; Bivalvia; Pectinida; Pectinidae. Gene Ontology annotation, molecular function: protein binding.